CCUGCACGCGCUGCAGAAUGGAUCGCGUUUCCUCUCUCACAUCUUUAAAAGGGCACCGCUUCGAAACCAUGAGCAGACGAGCGAGGAAAAAUGGAUUUAGCAUUACAGCACAGUUUAAUAGGAAGCUUUCUUCAGCCUCCAGAUAAAAUCAUGCUUCCUCCCAUUACUCGAUGCAAAUGGACAGUCCCCACUCAGCUCCCUAAGAAGUUACAAUCUCCCUCUACUGAAAUCACGCCUGCGCCCAACAGAGAAGUAGCUCUGCUGUUGGCCCUGAAAACGCUCCAGGAAAAGAUUCAUCACCUAGAACUAGAGAGAUCGCAAGCAGAAGACAGCCUCAACACUCUCUCCAAAGAAGCAGUGCAGUAUAAGAAGGCCUGGCAAAGUGAAACGCUUGAGAAGGAUCUGGCACAUCAGGAAGUGAUAAGGCAGAAAAAUGAUAUGACCGUUCAGUUAGGUGCUGCCCUGGCCCACUCCUCCCUGCUGGAGAAACGACUAGAAGAUAUGAGGAAAAUUGUUUUCAGUGCAGAGUUGGAGAGAAAUCUGGUCCUGAAGCAACAGACCAAGCUUCAAAUGGAAAAGGAUCAGAAUCAAAUGAAGCUCUGUACAAAACUAGAAAAGCUCGAUAUCUUGGAAAAGGAAUGCUUCAGAGUUGCAGCUAAUCAGAGAACCGUAGAGGGCAAGAUUAAACAGUUGGAGGAAAAACUUUGUGAAGAACAACACCAACGGAAGCUAAUACAAGAGAAAGCUGCUCAGCUUCAAACUGGCCUUGAGAUCGGUAGAAUUUUAUUGUCAACAAUUCCUCCUUCCAGAGGAUUAAUGAAAACGAAUAGGACAAAACAAUCUUUAAAGGUCUCUAAACUGAAACUAAAACCUCCGAAACCGAAGAAGAGCCCGGUAUUGGAUGUGCAGCUGAAAUGUGACCACCGCAGGGGAACAGACAGUGUGCCCAUUCGUCCAGGAAAGAAAGUCUCCAGCGGCAGCCCUCUCCAGGAAAACAGUGGCUCCCUUCAGCUGCCGACCAGGGUACGGAGGCUGCCGGGGAUGUUAAGAAAACAUGAUAUCGUUUGGGAACGGUAGCUCUGACCCAACUGUCAAAAAUCUCUGUCUGUGAACUGUCAGUGAGAUGUUUGAACUGGGACUGUAGUGGUUGUAUUUAACCAUAAUUCACUUGGAAUUUUAUUGCCAUUUUGGGAAUCCUAAAACUGAUCGGGUGUGGUGUUUUUAAGUUAAUCAGGGAAUUGCUAGGAAUCGAAAUAAAUGUCUGCUUUCAUAUGUC
Ornithorhynchus anatinus (platypus) is the source of this 1276-nucleotide messenger RNA. RefSeq names its product centrosomal protein 57 like 1 (gene CEP57L1). The record is from RefSeq and is a predicted model, not a curated record. Lineage: Eukaryota; Metazoa; Chordata; Mammalia; Monotremata; Ornithorhynchidae. The transcript is spliced from 8 exons. Gene Ontology annotation, molecular function: identical protein binding; gamma-tubulin binding; microtubule binding. Gene Ontology annotation, cellular component: centrosome. The coding region runs from base 91 to 1077 and encodes 328 amino acids.